AUGGUUGGCCCACCGAGCAUUCUGAGCACGUCAGCGACGCCAACUCAGAAGUCCUUGUACAAUCAGCCAUCUUAUAGCACGCUCAAUGGGAGGACGAGCUCCGAUCGAGAUGGGUUACAACCUGGGCCUAUGGGCAAUGGCACUCGCGCCAUGUCCAACUCGUCCGCGUCCUACGGCCCCCGAGGCUCUUCUUUGGCUCCAUCUCCUGCCCCAGGAAGCUUCAGCUCAAAUAUGCGCAGUCAACUUGCGCCCUCUAGAGCCGGUUCUGGUUUGGAUGUGAAUGCCUCUAUGGUCAACUUGGAGCGUCUGAACGAGGAUGAUGGAGUAAUACCCGAGCAGAUACUGGCGAGCUUGCGCGAAUCCUUGAAUAGAGAAAUGAAGAUCAAAGAAGGGAGCGAGAAUAUGCUGGAGGCAUUGAAUACGAAGAAGGCUAAGCAGACCAAGGAACAACGGCAGCGCGUCGAAGCAGAGCUCAAUUCUUCCAACCAGAAGAUCAAGGAGCUAAGGAACCAGAUCUCAGAACUACAGAGACCGAAGAUACCUACAACUCCAACAAGGUCGCGAAUGGAAGUUAUGUUUCAGAGCAGUAGUGGAUUGCGUUCGCCUCCCAGCGCAACGAGAAGCGCUGGCGGUUCUGAGUUGGAUGAGCCAGCAGAAUCGCCCACAUAUGCUCUUGCAGAGAUCUUACAGGCUUUGGAGACUGAGGGAUUGACUCCGGACUACUACGUCGGACAUGCGAACAACCUCGUCGAGCUAUUCAAAAGAUACCCAAUGCUGAAGUAUGACCUUGUGUGGUCCAUAUUCGGGCUAAGGAUGCAAGUGAUGCUCCUUAGUGAUAGUCGAGAUGUCGUGGCAGCUGGAUACAGAAUGACGCGAUACGCUAUGUCAGAUGUUGCGUCGCUGCAGAAAAUCAGAGCUUUAAACACGGACUAUUUGGUUAUUCUCUCCCUUAUCAAAGAAAGAAAAGCGGACGUCGAACGUGAACAAGCACUGAAGUUCGUGCGUGCUUUUCUAGACAUUAAAGACGGCGUGAAAGAGCUUUCCAGGGGCGUUGUAAGGACGAUAGCAUCUGUUGCUGAACACACCGAAGACCGACUGAGAUCAAUAUGCAUCGAAACCUUAGCUGAAAUCAUGGUCCGUGAUCCAGAGCUUCUCAUGGCCUCUGGUGGACUGAGACCAUUGGCCGAUGCCUUAGGUGAAGGGACUUACGAAGGUUCAGAAAGUCUUACAGCGGCAUUCUUGUACCUACUAGACGCCCCAGAGCGUCGAAAGUACCUCCGUUCUGGUUACGAGCUCGAGGUUCUCUUCACAGCUUUCACUGACUCUCUGUUUGCAAAGGAGAGCAUUUUGAAGCAAAAUUCGAAAUCGAUCGCAUAUGCACUAAAAUCAUGGUCUGGUCUUAUGACUUUGUCUAUGUACAAUUUCAGAGCAAUUCGGUCGUUGGUUCAUUGCUUGAUGCUACCAAACCCGUCAAUACGUGAAACGGUCAUCGAUUUGCUUUAUUUGCUCCUUCGAAUUAAAUCACCUUUCUGGGCAACUUCGUUCUUGGCGGGCAGGCGACUCACUACGUAUGGACGGGUAGCAAAUCUAAAGGCGGCUCCACAGAAGAUUACUCAACCUGUUGAUGAUGAAUCUGGAGAUAAGAGCUUCGUCGACCACUAUACAGCACUCAUUCUUGCAGUCUUGAUCUCAUGUGAUCUACUUCAUGCGUUAUUACAAGUAACGAGAGAAGCCGACAACUCCAUGCUCAAGAGAAAAACUACUCUGCUGAUUGGCGAAGUCCUCAAACUUGCUAGCAAUCUGCUACCGUCAUCCUGGAGUAGUCAGCUUCAACUGCUUCCUGAGCUUUUCACCGCAGCCUCCCAUUUCGGAAAAGAGGACAGAUUUGAUGCAACGGGGACUGUCUACCAAAUUAGUAGUAUAAGUCGAACACUCUAUCGGACGACUCCUUCUGCUGCUGGAGCUCUGGCUAUCAACCACAGUAGCGACAACUUGACAAUUUUGGAGGAUCAGCCCAAACUCAAUCCAAAUCUCUCACUUGACGAGACGACAUUUCGGCAACUGCUGGUAGAGACGCAAGUCCUUACAAGCUCAAAUUCAUUAAAGUGGAAAUGGGAUAUCAUCUUAAAGGUCAUCGAAGGCCCCCUACUCAAUGGGAAGCGCCUUGAUGAAGCCAUCAAAGCAUCAAAAUUCAUUAAAAGAAUCAUGAGUUUCUACAGACCAUUCAAAUACAAAUUCGCUGAAGUUCGAAACACACGAAUUCAUUCCAAGUAUGUCAGGGUUGGAUGCGCCCUCAUGCAUACACUUCUUCAAACCACGGAGGGUGUCAAGUAUCUGGUCGAUAACAAGCUGCUAAGGCAAAUUGCAGAGUGCUUAGCACAGUGUGAUCCGACAAGCGGCUUGACAGCAUCAUCACCGAUGUUUUCCAGGGAACGUCUUUCCGAGACCUUAUGCUCUGGUUACUUUGCAAUGAUUGGUACUUUGACUGGUGAUGUGAAAGGUCUUGCCAUGCUUGACAGAUGGCGGAUGAUCAAUAUGAUGUAUCACAUCAUUGACCUAAAACAAAGACCCGAUCUCAUCAAGCUUCUGCUUUCAAAUUUCAAUUACACUCUACAAGGCCAUCCAAGAGUGCUUCUUUCGAAGGCUCUAACUGCAGGUUCGAAAGAAAUACGAAUAUAUGCUACCAAUGUUUUAAGAAGAUACUCAAGCCGAUCAAGACCCAGUGGCCCAGGAAACCAAGGUGUAGGCGAUUCGAAAUGGGCUAUUCAGCUUCUGGUUACCCAGUUGUAUGAUCCAGAAGUGGAAGUUUGCGCAACCGCUAUUAAGAUCCUCGAAGAAGCCUGCAAUCGGAAAGACUAUCUGGAAUACAUUGUUCAGUGCCGUCCGGCUCUAGACCACCUUGGGGAGAUUGGCGCGCCUUUACUUCUGCGAUUUCUCUCCACCUCAAUUGGGUAUCACUAUCUUGACGGUCUAGACUACAUUAGCAAUGAGAUGGACGACUGGUUCCUGGGACGAAAUGAUACUUAUGUUGGUGUCAUCGAAGCCAGCUUAGCACGUUCGUUUGUUGAGAUCCAGGAGGACACGUCAAAUCGAAUGAGCAUGGACGAGGAUAAUUUCUUCAUGGAAGGCGAUAACGAUGCUCACGUACCUCCGCACUUCUAUCGAGAGCUGACCAGGACAAAAGAAGGCUGUAAGCUUUUGCGUGAUAAAGGUCACUUCGAAGAGUUCGCUGCCACAAUUCGUGACUACGGAAUGCUGUCCAACGAUGCAGAACUGAUUCUCAAAGUCAAAGGAUGUCUAUGGGCUGUGGGCAAUGUUGGAUCGAUGGAGCUAGGAGCACCUUUCCUCGAAGAAUCAGAUGUAAUUGAGAACAUCGUGAAGAUCGCCGAAUCCCACGAGAUUAUGAGUCUGCGGGGAACUGCAUUCUUCGUACUAGGUCUCAUUUCACGAAGCGUACAUGGGCUUGAGAUCUUAUCCGAGUACAAUUGGGACAGCAAUACAACUACAAUGGGCGUAUCACUUGGCCUCUGCAUACCACAGGAUCUGAGCAAGUUCUUCUCCUACCAACCUUGGAAGCACGAGAAAGUCAUAGACAUCGUCAUGACGGACCAGCAGCGAAAAGCCUCCUCAGAGGCCAGGCGAGAUGACGACCCCGUCAACCAACGGAUACUUGAACUCAUCACCGACCUCGGCAACACAGUGUUGCAAAAGAAAGCAAUGACAGAACUGAUGCACAUCAAAGGCAAGAAAGCACCAGGCUUCAAACAACCAGCUCUAUUCCGGAAGAUCAUGAUCCUGCUCGAAUCCCACCAUUUCCGUCUCGGCGUCCGGCAUUUCGUAGCCGAGCUCUUCGACCGCAGUCUCCUAAGACGAAUCGUCUUCGAAGAAGAAAGUAGCGACGAGGAUAUGGUGAGCGAUAACGAUGAUGCGAGUGAAGGCAGAACCGAACGACAGAGAAGCAUCAGCGACCCUUCUGAACUUGGGAUCAAGAAUGGAGUUCUGGGAUAG
Molecule: messenger RNA, 4008 nt
Organism: Mollisia scopiformis
Lineage: Eukaryota; Fungi; Ascomycota; Leotiomycetes; Helotiales; Mollisiaceae
Exons: 3
Coding region: 1-4008 (1335 amino acids)
Biological process (GO): TORC2 signaling
Cellular component (GO): TORC2 complex
Source: RefSeq, a predicted model, not a curated record